AUGCUGUCGGGCACCGAAACCGAGGCAGCACAGUGCGAGGAUGCGGAGCUGCGAUGCCGCGUGGCGGUGGAGGAAUUAAGCCCCGGCGGGCAGCCACGAAAACGUCAGUCCCUGCGCACAGCAGAACUGAGCCUGGGACGCAAUGAGCGCCGCGAACUAAUGCUGCGGCUGCAGGCGCCGGGGCCAGCGGGUCGUCCGCGCUGCUUCCCCCUGCGUGCCGCUCGCCUUUUCACUCGCUUCGCUGCAACGGGGCGCAGCGCUCUGCGUCUCUCCGCAGAAGGCGCUCCCCGGCCGGGCGCCGGCGCCGUGCAGCUGCUGCUCUCCGACUGCCCCCCGGACCGCUUGCGGCGCUUCCUACGAACUCUCCGCCUCAAGCUGCUGGCUGCCCCAGGCCCCGGGCCUGCCCCUGCCCGAGCGCAGCUGCUAGGCCCGCGGCCCCGUGAUUUUGUCACCAUCAGCCCUGUUCAGCCUGAGGAGCUGCGACGCGCGGCGGCUACCCGACCCCCAGUGGCCACUCCAGUGAAGUUGUCGAAGAAGCCCCAAACUGGAACCGGACACUUUAAGGAAGCCCCAAGGUGGCCCCUGCCUGUGAAGAAGCUGAGCUUGCCCAGCACCAAGCCACAGCUUUCUAAGGAACAGGCUGCCGUGCUGAGGGUCGUCCUGAAAGGCCAGAGCAUUUUCUUCACUGGAAGUGCAGGGACAGGGAAGUCAUACUUGCUGAAGCGUAUCUUGGGCUCACUGCCUCCCACAGGCACUGUGGCCACUGCCAGCACUGGGGUGGCAGCCUGUCACAUUGGGGGUACUACCCUCCAUGCCUUUGCAGGCAUUGGCUCCGGCAGAGCCCCCCUGGCCCAGUGUGUGGCCCUGGCCCAGCGGCCAGGUGUGCGGCAGGGCUGGCUGAACUGCCAGCGGCUGGUCAUUGAUGAGAUUUCCAUGGUGGAGGCAGACCUGUUUGACAAGCUGGAGGCUGUGGCCAGAGCUGUCCGGCAACAGAACAAACCCUUUGGAGGGAUCCAGCUCAUCAUCUGUGGGGACUUCCUACAAUUGCCACCUGUGACCAAGGGCUCUCAGCCCCCACAGUUUUGUUUCCAGGCCAAGAGCUGGAGGAGGUGUGUUCCAGUGACCCUGGAGCUGACUGAAGUAUGGAGACAGGCAGACCAGACCUUCAUCUCUCUGCUGCAGGCUGUGAGGCUGGGCAGGUGCUCAGCUGAAAUGACCCGCCAACUCCAGGCCACGGCUGCCCACAAGGUGGGACGGGACGGGAUUGUGGCCACGAGGCUCUGCACUCACCAUGAUGAUGUGGUCCUCACCAAUGAGAGGCGGCUACAGGACCUGCCAGGUGAGCUGCACAGCUUUGAGGCUCUGGACAGUGACCCAGAGCAGGCCCGGACACUGAAUGCCCAAUGUCCUGCUAGUCAGCUCCUUCAGCUAAAGCUGGGAGCCCAGGUGAUGCUGGUGAAGAACCUGGCAGUGUCUCGAGGCCUAGUGAAUGGGGCCCGAGGGGUGGUUGUUGGGUUUGAGGCCGAGGGGAGAGGGCUGCCCCAGGUAAGAUUCCUGUGUGGAGUCACCGAGGUCAUUCGUGCUGACCGCUGGACGGUGCAAGCCACUGGAGGUCAGCUCCUCAGCCGGCAGCAGCUGCCCCUCCAGCUGGCCUGGGCAAUAUCCAUCCACAAGAGCCAGGGCAUGUCUCUAGAUUGUGUGGAGAUCUCUCUGGGCCGUGUGUUUGCCAAUGGCCAAGCCUAUGUGGCCCUUUCUCGGGCCCGCAGUCUGCAAGGUCUGCGUGUGCUGGACUUUGACCCCAUGGUGGUAUCCUGCGACCCCCGAGUGCUACGCUUCUAUGCUAACCUGCAGCGGGACAGGGGGCUCAGUCUGGAGUCCCCAAAUGAUGAAGAGGCAACCUCGGACCAGAAUGUGGAUCCCAACAUCUGA
Molecule: messenger RNA, 1929 nt
Organism: Chrysochloris asiatica (Cape golden mole)
Lineage: Eukaryota; Metazoa; Chordata; Mammalia; Afrosoricida; Chrysochloridae
Gene: PIF1
Product: PIF1 5'-to-3' DNA helicase
Exons: 12
Coding region: 1-1929 (642 amino acids)
Biological process (GO): DNA repair; telomere maintenance
Molecular function (GO): DNA helicase activity
Source: RefSeq, a predicted model, not a curated record